CUUGUCAGAGCCAGUUGGUGUCAUUGUAUAACGUUUGAUUAAGGAAUUCAGAUGAUGAUGAUGAUGAUCAUCAUCAUCAUGAUGAUCACCACCGGUCCUGCUUACUGAGGACCGGUGGUGUGUUCAAAGCCCUUCACAAAUUUUUAUUUUCCUAUUUUUUUUCUCUACAUAAAAUGCACCUAUGUAAGCAGUAGUCGUGGGAGAACAAUAAAAAAAUAUUUUUUUUGUUUUUCUUGUGGUGACCUCAGGCUCAUGUUUUCAGUAAUCAUGAUCUCAAAGAGGAUGGGGGGUUCAUGCUUUGUUCUUGAGUUAACUUCAUCACUGAUCAGAAGUACUCAAAUCUGUGCACACAGGCUCAUGUUGACUGUAUUGUCUUGACAGAAUGUCUGAGUCAACAUGAGCUCAGUGAGAAGAUCAAUGAGUAACCGACCAUGAUGACGACGCUCAGUUAGGUCAGAGCUGUAAUCUGCAGGCGGAUGACGUCAGAGUAAAUAUGUCAGUAUGACAAUAUGUCGCAGAGAGAGUAGAGCAUUUUUUAUUUCAUUUUUCUUUUUUGCCCUCUCAGUUUUUGGUUCAUCAGCAAAUAGAAUUAGAUGUAAAAUAUAUAAUAGAUAGAGAGGAAUUGAUUCUUUGUGUGUCUCAGCUGCUUUGUUUUAAUGUCGGUGUUGUUUACUCACGAUGCAGCCCAGAAGAGGAAAAAUCCAUAAAGAGGAUAUAAAAUCACCGUGAUAUCUUCGAUAAUGUACCUUUUUUUUGUAUUCCCGACAAAUAAUCGCAAAUAAAUCGUUAAUGUUCAACGUCGGGCCAGCUGACUGAGAAAUUGAAUUGUAUUGAUGUAAUGGCCUUUAAAUAAUUUAUAUGUGGGGAAAAGUAAAAGGGGCUGCGCUUUGGAAGAGAGAAAAAAUCAAUGAGAGAGAGAGAGAGAGGGCACUAAUGAGAAAGAAAGAGGAACAGACAGACGAGAGAGAGAGAGACACAGACAGAGAUGAGAUGAGAGGGGGGAAUCAGAAGAGACAGACGGUCCGGCAGAUGGAUGGGAACCCCACCCAGGCCUGUUUCCUCUCCGCCCGCUCAGUGGUGUGAUAAGCAGCUGAAGAGGAAGUCAAGUUUCAUUUCAUCAGGACAUGUGAGGGAGGAGGAUUAUUGUUUCUCUUUGCUGAGGAAGAAUCUGUGAAGCUCCCCGUGUGUGGGACAUGCUGUAGGCUGUUCAGCCACAGACAGUCUCCAUCCGAUGACCUCACAGCCACCUGACAGGCCAAAAGAGAACAAUAAUAAACCCGGUGGUUCACAUCCUCCACAAUUUGUCUCCCACACCUGAACGUCUCACACAGAGCAGAGGGAUUUCUACUGUUUUCGCAGCCUUAAAAUGUGUCUGGCUAAGUAUCUUUGUUCGCCGCCCAAAUUGGCUCGACUUGAAGAGUCCCAAGCUGCUGCCAGUCUUGUUUAGCUCUGGCACGAUGCCGCAGUAGCUUUGCCCCAGGAGGUAGAGACGCGCCGUUAGACUGUAACCCUGGACGAAGGCCCUCUCUCUCUCGAGGGAGCAAGACUUGGCUUCAGCCGUCUGCGGAGCCGUCUGCUCAUCAAAGUACCUGAGAGACUUGCUUUGUUUGGACAUGUGGAUCCUGCCAACACGGUUUCUGUACCAGUCUUGGAAAACAAUCUAGUUGUGAGGUUUACAGAGACCCAGCCAUGGAGGGUCUUGAGCAGCUUGACAUGGUGGGUGACAUCAGCCCAGCCUUGGAGGCCACUGAGGACUUUGUCCACUGCAUGGAUGGGAUACAAGGCCAAGGCUCAAGCCAGGCUCACCCAGGGAACGUCCAGCCUCUCAGGCAGCCAAAGCAGCUGCAGGAGGUGUCCACUGCCGCACUGGGGAAGCUGAGCUCCAGCGGCGUAUGGAGCCUACUGGCUGGAGAACAGCCGGAGGUGGGGCCUUUAGGCCUGGCGUGGGCCGACAACUUCAGCGUUUUGGGGCUGGGGAUGGGCCUGAGGCACGGCAAGAGGAGCAGGGCGCGCUCCACCAACGACCUGGCCGCCCACACCAAGGAGUGCACCAACAACACCGCCAACACCUCGUCCAAGUCGGCCUUCAAGAAGGGACACAACCGGUCCAGAUCCGACUUCAAUUACCGGCCGUCUGCCUACACGGACAACGGGCUGCCCACAGUGGACUGCAGCACCCUGAAGAACAUGAUCCUCAACCACCAGCAGCAAGAGGCUGAUAAAAGCAGCAGUGGCAGUGUGGUGAAGCAGGGCGCGAUGGAGCAGCGUGAGGGGCCACGGGGCCGCUGGACACACUGUCACGUUGAGCUGACGCCGUGCGAGCUCCGGCUCUACACUCUGGACAGCAGCGCCAACCGCCAGCUGGGCACUGCCUACUCCCUGUCACACUGCCAGAGCGUCAUCUCGCCAGCGCCCUACGGCCAGCCGGGCCAGAUCGGCCAGCCCGCCGAUCAGCGCACGUUGCAGGCUUUGUUCUUCAACAGCACGCGUCUCCAGCUGAGGGCGGCCAGCCAAUGGGAGGCUCUGCAGUGGAGGCGGCUGAUGUGGGAGAAGGUGCAGGCGGUCCGACCGGUGAGGCAGGAAAACCGCCCGUGUAAGACGGCGGUGGAACACCAACAGGUCAAGUUUGCUGCACCCAUGUCCCCCUCGUCGUCCCCCUCUCCUUCAGGGCUCGACACCAGGCCCGACGAAGAGAGCGACACCCCCACCUCAGCGGAGGCCUCGCUGUCUCUCCAGUCUAACUCUGGCAACAUGAGCAGACCCACCACCCUCCCGCUGUUCACCCAACGCUGCCAGGACGUCCUCAGAGCAGGUCUUCUGCACCAGCUGAUGGACCAGAACAACUGGCGGAGCUUCACUUUCGUCCUGACCAGAUCUGCUCUCCAAGCCUUCCCCACCGAGGGGCGUGGGUCCGUGUCCAAGUCUCUCCACCAGUACUCCCUGGCCUCCUGCCUGGCCGUGCAGCAGGAUCAGGAACCGGAGAACGGAGAGACGUGGAAGGACAGAAGGGAACAUUUCCAAGUAGUUUUCCCCAAAGACGUGCUCCGACUGCGGGCUGACGAUCACCUCAAGGCGCGGGAAUGGGUGGAGACCCUGCGAGAGGCAGUGGGAGCGCAGAGGCCUGCACAAGGAGAAGGAGGAGGAGGGGGCGAGUCGGGAGACGGAGCUCCAGGCCUCCAGGGAGUGCUGUUAAGAUCCAGACCGUCUCGUGAGAGGAGGCAGCGGGAGGCCCAGAGAGCCAAGAGGCAGUCGGUCACCACCAGCUUCCUCAGUAUCCUCACGUGUCUGGCUGUGGAGAAGGGGCUCACCGCUCAGAGCUUCAGAUGUGCAGGUUGUCAGCGUCCAGUCGGCCUGUCCAGAGGAAAGGCAAAGGUGUGUUACUACAGUGGCUGGUACUACUGCCAGAGCUGCCAUCAGGACAACUCCUUCCUCAUCCCAGCUCGCCUGCUGCACAACUGGGACACCAGCAAGCACAAGGUUUCCAAACAGGCCAAAGAAUUCCUGGAGUUUGUGUACGAGGAGCCGCUGCUCGACGUGCAGCAGCUCAACCCUUGUCUGUACGAGCACUGCGAGCCGCUCAGCACGGUGCUGCGUCUCCGCCAGCAGCUGCAGUCGCUGCGGGCCUACCUGUUCAGCUGCAGGGCAACCAUUGCCGAGGACCUCCGACGAAGGAUCUUCCCCAGGGAAUACCUGCUCCAACAUAUUCACCUAUACUCCAUGGCAGACCUGCAGCAGGUGAUCGAUGGCAAACUGGCUCCCUUCCUGUCCAAGGUCAUCAAGUUCGCCAGCUCCCACGUUUUCAGCUGCAGUUUGUGUCGAGAGAAAGGCUUCAUCUGCGAGCUCUGCCACAACGAACAGGUCAUCUACCCCUUCCAGGACAACGCAACCAGGAGGUGCGGCGGCUGCGGCGCCGUUUUCCACACCGCGUGUCGUCAGAAAGCCCAGCCGUGUCCCCGCUGCGUUCGCCGGGAGCUCCACCACAAGAGGCCGUCCUCCUUCUGGUCGCCCGACGACGACGACAGCCCCGGGUGCUUUCACCUGCCCUACCAGGACACCUGAGACGCACACACUCGGACACAGUAACGCCGGGCCAUGAUGCUGGACAAAGUGUCUGUUUUUUCCUGAUUGGCGUUUGUGUGUGUCCAGGACAGUUGUGCUCGGAGGACGAGCUCUGACAAUCUGGUUUGCGUUUUUGCGCGUUCCACACACACACACACACACACACACACACACACACACACACACACACACACACACACACACACACACACACACACACACACACACACACACACACACACACACACACACACACACACACACACACACACACACACACCCCCCCCCCCUACCUGAGCUGAGCUUUGUCCGACUGUACAGAGCAGGGAGGUCAACUACAGACUGAACUACUUGUAUUUUGUAGUCAACCAUCUUCACACAUCAUCGUCCACGUCCUCCUCAUCCCCUUCACCACUUCCCACUUCCUUCCCAGGGGGUUACACAUGUGGAAUCACUGCUGGGAAACUGAAGAACUCUUGCCAACGUCUUCCCCCUUCUCACAAGGUCACACACGAGAGGAGAGAUGAAACCGAACCGAACAUGUUUGAACAAUCAGUUCUGGCGAAACGUUCUCUGGUUCCAGCUCGUCGGGUGAAGACGACGCUUUGCUCCUUUUUCUUUUGGUGAAAACAAAAGAAGCUGAUUGGGAACGUGUGGAUUUAUUGUCUUUGUUUACAGACUAAAUAAUUACCAACUGAUCAAUCUAAUAAGAAUAAUCAUGGGGUGUUUAAGUGAUGGUGUGGCUGUAAGAUAUUUGCAGCUGUCGUCCCCUUGGAUUCACGUCGGUUAUGACAAAUGGAAUCUAAUGUUUAAGGAAAUGUUCACUUUUAGUCAAGUCCGUCUUAAAACCACCGUCACGUGCUCAUGCACAUUGAAAGAGAAUCUCUUUCCUCCUCGUCAAACUGUCCAACACAAAAUCCAAAUGAAUUUAUUCUUCUUUUUUGUGUUACUGUCCCACAAGGAAACACCUUUAAGGGAACCAAAAAAAAAGGGAAUAUUGUUUGUUAAUGUUGGAAAUGAAAAAAAGCUCCUCUAACCAGCAGUAGUAGAUGAUCCUUACAGACUGAAUCCAAACUGACCACAACUGCUGCUGCUCGUGAUGUAGCAAUAUAUACAAACAGUCACAUUCAAAUCUCUGAGAUUUUGGGCUUAUUUGUGAUUUAACUUAAACCAUUAGAUAAUUCCUUCAGAUACAAUAGGGCCUUACGCCUGUUGGUGCUCGGGCCCUAAUAAUAAUAAUAAUAAUAAUUAGUAAGUACUGAAAUCCCUCUUUCCUUUAUCAUCACAUCUCAUUCUCUUCAGACUGAGUAAUUUCACCCGUAGAUGUGCAAUGACAGACGUUUAACUCAUCUCAUUUUCAUCAGUUACUCUUUAUGUAAAUGGGAAAUGUGAAGACUUUAAAUUCUUGAGCACAUUUUCUUCUCUCUAUCGUUCUUACUGUAAAAUAACCGGGGCAAUAAUAUACUGUAACUUCUCUUUCGUUGUUGCCUUCCCUGCUCCUCUGUGAUUCCACUUCCUGUUGUGCUUGACUCAUGCAGAAUCUAUCAAACGUUGAUAGCGGCUUUAGCUUUUAGUAUCUCUAUGCAACCUAGACGGCCUUUUUUAAUGACUCACUGCUUUCAUACGCGUACAGGUCCGGAAACACCCGUUCACAUUGUCUUCACUUUAUCACGACGGCUUUGUGUCCAUACAGUUAUAAAAACACAUUUUACAGAAAUGUUGGAAAAAUGAAAUCAAUUUGAUUGAAUUCCUGAAAGACAUAAACUAACUCAAAAGGAAAAUUUGCAAAAAUCUAAAAUAUGAUUUUAAUUAAACAAAAUUUGACCCAAAAUGUUUAAAAAUUUAAAACCUUUUGGAAAAGAGAAAUAAAUUUCAAAAAGCUGCACAACCUGAUUUUGUUAGUUUCUCCGACUUCACAAAUCUUCUCCCAGCUAACGUCGGAUCACAUAUUUUUGAAUAAUCUAUCAUAAUAGAUUCACGGUGUGCAGCUUUUAAAGUUUGAUUUUGCCAUAACUUCCGAUAUUUUGGAUGAAAAUGUGACUGCUGCCUCUUCCUGCGACUUGUUUUCCAUUUUUCCUGAUUUUCAUUUCAGUGUGGAUUCUUUUCCCUUUUCACUCUGAGGCUCCGUCUGUUUUUCCAUCUUUUCGAGCAAUAAAACCGGUCAGAAAAGGGAAUUUUAUUUGUGAACAAGACUUACGAACCCCAGUUUAUGAGGGAAAUAUGUAUUUGCAGAGAUCACAGACUGACAGUUAUUCGUGUUUAUGAAGUGUGUAGGAAACUAGACUGUAGACUGAGACUAAAUAACCCCGUAGUUUUAAAUGUGGCAGGAAAAGUGCACUGACGUGUAGAGUUGAAUUUAAUGUGUUUUUAGUUUGUUUUGACUUUGUUUUGAAGAUGAAGUCAUGUCGGGGGAAACUGAAGUGAAGUGGUAUUAAGUUAUUGUUGACUGGUUGUGCCUGCUGCAUAAAAGAAAUAGUAUUUUUUGAUAUGUAUUUGUUUUGUUUGUUUGUUGCUGUGUUUUAAAAAUCAUUUAUUUCAUUUUUGUAUGCGUGUGACCGACGUCGGGAUUUAUUUGUGUUUCCGUGUUUUGUAUGUUCUGCACAAACCUAACUGAGCCAGACUCAGUAACUGCCAUAUUUCAGACCGGAGCCCUAUAAUUUUUCUUUAUGUCAUUCAUUACUAUUUGUUACAGGUGAUUGGUUAGUCUGAUAAGAAGAAAAAAGCCUGAGCCUGGGCCGAGUCCGGAGCUUUACGUAGCAAAGCAGCCUCGACCCGACGGCCGCCGUUUUCAGUUUCUCAGAUUAUGAAUUAAUGAAAUACGUCUUAGAACAUUAUGAUGCCAUGUAAAAUGUGUUUUUUGAGGGCAGGUAAAUAUCCAAAUGAAGUAGUUUAAGAUCAUGUACAAGCACAGAGUUUCUUGAGAUGCGUUAAAAUUAUGUCUUAUGUAUUAGGCGUCUUUAAUUCUGAUUGCCUGGUGAGGAGACUCAGGUAUUUGGGACAAAUUCUUCAUAUUUUCUGUCAUAAACCCGUAUUGAGUGAACAUGAAUUGUUAAUUUGUAUGCACAAAUGAGCCCUAAGCAGAUUGAACUCCCAACUUCUGCUGGGUUGAGUAGUUUCCCUUUACGUAGCUGCAGCAGCUCACUUCUCUCGAAAACUUAAAUUAAUUUUCUUGUAUUUGUUUUAUGCAUCAUGUCCACACAACUUGGAAGUGCAGGUUUGUGUUCAGUUGAUUUUGUUUGAAUGUCUUUCUUGUGUCUUUUAUUCCUAUCUGGAUUUAGAAGCAUAAAUAUGAACAAAGUUUCAAUUCUGUUUGUUGUUUUUUUUUUUUUUGUUAAGAUAAUUUUUCCAUGAUAAGUUUUGAUUUUCAUUAUGAGUACAUUGUAUUGUGUUUACAGGUUGAAUGAGUGCAGAACUGGAAAUGUUCUUUAUGUCGCAGGCACAUUGUGAUCGUUGCAGUAUUUUUACAUGGCGCUUGGGGGAGAAUAUAUUGUACAGUAUUUAAGCAGAGUAACUGGACUGAAACUUCUCUAUUUUGCACUUUUUAAGUUAUUUUUUCAAGUUUUCUUUACACUGCAGACAAAUACUUAUGCAAGUACAAGGGAGGUGAUUCUUCUGUUCAAUCAGCACUUUCCCUCGCGUCUGGUUUGGCUCAAAGCCUCUGUUCGCUCGCCACCGAUGCCAAUAAAGACGAACGUCUUGAAGAUGAAA
Scophthalmus maximus (turbot) is the source of this 7767-nucleotide messenger RNA. It is a transcript of the gene plekhm3, whose product is annotated as pleckstrin homology domain containing, family M, member 3. Lineage: Eukaryota; Metazoa; Chordata; Actinopteri; Pleuronectiformes; Scophthalmidae. The transcript is spliced from 8 exons. The coding region runs from base 1690 to 4059 and encodes 789 amino acids. The record is from RefSeq and is a predicted model, not a curated record.